Scaptodrosophila lebanonensis is the source of this 2033-nucleotide messenger RNA. RefSeq lists its product as uncharacterized. The transcript has a single exon. NCBI's taxonomy places the organism in Eukaryota, Metazoa, Arthropoda, Insecta, Diptera, Drosophilidae. The record is from RefSeq and is a predicted model, not a curated record. The coding region runs from base 8 to 1957 and encodes 649 amino acids.
ACCCACCAUGUUCAUUGCAUAUGACAGCAAAAGGUCGCCCUCCAACUCUGAAACGCACGUUACAACUCCUUCAAAACUAAAUUACUUCGUAGUUGACGAUGAUAAUACGGACAAAUUAAUAAAUGAGGAAGACCCCCAGCAACUGGUCUACGAAAUCGCAGACGGCAUCUUUGAUCAUGAGGAUGGAAGAUACUUUGAGACCAGCUCGCAAGACUCAGCGGCUAACCCCUCCUGCUCAUCCCAGUACAGCGUAGAUAAACGACUUCAGUAUUGGAAAGAUGUGCUGCGAGAGCGACGUGCAUUGCAGGAAAAGCUGCGCCUAGCGACUGGCAAGCUACCCCAAGACAUUCUCUUCAAUCGCAUCUCAAGCAUCGACAAUCGUGAAAAGGAGACCAUGAAGCGGGUCCUUGAGCACGCGAAAAUAUCCUCUACUGGGCCCAGUAUGCAAAAAGGACAAGCCUUCGAGUUUGUUGGCAUGCCCCAGCACACAAUUACUGAGAUGAUGGGAGAAGAGAAAGAUCAAGGCGCAACUAAAAAUCCCUGGCUGCAGUCGCAGGCGCUUGAUCAUCACCUACGGAAACAAAUCCCUCACAUAAAACGGGUACUGAAUUGUCCUCCCGACUUCGAGAAACUGCAGGUCGUGGGCACCAAAUCGACGUUUAGCCGUGCCGGAGAGCUGUUCUCCCUACAUUCAAUAUCAAGUCAAUCCGAAGAGUCGUGUCCUGAGCUACAACAGUUUUUCAGCGUACAAAGCUAUGCAUCGCGUGCCUCGAAAGGUAAGACCGCUGGCCUUUACAUUAACGGUACCCUUUACAAGGACGUGGGGGCGGAAAAUGCACCCUUCGUUGAACGACUUUUCUGUUGCAAUCCCUUCGAGCGACUUUUGCGUCCGGUGUUGCGUUUCGAGAACAAUGGCAAUAAAGUGUUCAGUCUGUGCUGGUUGCGUCAGGAGUUCUUCGCAUACAACGGCACUUUAAUGGACACCCUGGACGAUGAGUUUGUAAUGGAUACAGAACCGUUUAUGCUGCGGCCAGGCGAGGUGCGUCUAGUGCGUGUUCUCUUCCAGCCCCGUAAAGUGUGCAUUGUAAAGCAGAAGUGGUUGCUCUUGAUAGGCCGUCGUAUCAAAAAUCGACGCCUCUCUGGCUUUAACCUGUAUCUGCAUGGUAGGUGUACGCCCCCCGAGGAAUAUACCCAAAUUCUUGACCAAAAAAUUGCAGUAGUAUCUAAUCUGGUGCAAAAGAACAUUAAACGCAAUUGCAAACGGUUCGUGCCAACGCCAAGGACAUUUCCAUGUCUAUAUCAUCGUCAAGUCAAGCCGGAAGAGCGGCAGAUGUUCAAUGAGUGCAACAAAGGGUAUUACUGCAAGAGCUAUGACGACCUUGAAAUUCUAAAGCAGAUAUUUAAUAGCGUGAACAAUUCAAGCGCUGCACCCAAAUGGGACUUGAGUGCCCAAACGCUUAUUGCGUCAAUAUGUGACUUGCCCGAUCUGGAUCAGCGAAUGGCGUACUUUGAGGAACUGCAGCUAGUCUUGGCGCGUAUGCGCACUUGUGCUACCGACAAUCAAUAUAACGAUGAUGGUCUUCAGUUGUUAGAGCGAAAGCUCUCCAGAUACAUCUAUGUGCGCGGCCUUAUCAGCAAUGCCAUCGAAGUGUGGGAGAGCCACAUUUUUGCACUGGAGGGAAAACUCUUCAAACUGGCCUUGCAACGUCAAAGCCUGCACACCGUCAUUGAAGAGGAAGAGAAACUCAUGUCCUUUUCCGAUCUAAGAGACAUGAUCAGGAACGGCUUCAGUAAGGCUGUGCAAUGGGAGGGCAGUGCGGAAAUGAACGCAAAGACGAGAAAAAAAGUAACGCACUCCAAGUACUUUAAAGAUACGAUCUAUAUCUAUACUUACACCAAGCUUUGCAGCGUGGCUGAAGACAUUGUAUCUGUAAUUGAAAGUACGGAGGUUUGGUAGGCUUUUUGUUAGUCGUCCAGUUUAUUUGAACAACGAGCACAAUACAGAACUAAAUACACAAUCACUUAUUUAGUUA